This is a messenger RNA of Maniola jurtina (meadow brown), 6172 nucleotides long. RefSeq names its product tolloid-like protein 1 (gene tok). Gene Ontology annotation, biological process: proteolysis. Lineage: Eukaryota; Metazoa; Arthropoda; Insecta; Lepidoptera; Nymphalidae. The transcript is spliced from 20 exons. The record is from RefSeq and is a predicted model, not a curated record. The coding region runs from base 207 to 4331 and encodes 1374 amino acids. Gene Ontology annotation, molecular function: metalloendopeptidase activity; calcium ion binding; zinc ion binding.
GCCGUGACGAGUGGCUGUCAUUUGUGCGUGUACCUCUCCGACGCGAGUUACAGUGACAGUGCUAAUAUACGCUCAUUGUACAGUGACAGUGUUAUAAUAUACGCUUAUUGAACAAUACAUGUUAUUUAGUGGUUCUGAAUUUGAAUUUGUAGUAUACGAGUUUUAAAAUUAUGUCAUAGUGCUGUGUUAAGUAAACAUUUGUCAAAAUGACGUUGUGGUGCAGUGCGUCCGCUGUGGCGAUCGGCGCUAUACUGACUCUUUUUGCGUGUGUCGCGUCCGAGGUAACCUUUGUGGAGGGGAGAGAAGAGCCUCACAGAUACACAGUAGAUGAACUGCUGUCAACGCAUUUUGAAAAUAAAGACUCUAAUGAUAUUGGGAUGGAUCCUUGUAAAGCCGAAAACUUUCAAGGUGACAUCGCCAUACCAGACAUAGAUUAUUUUAAGCCAGCCAACACUGCCCCCUCAGCCUCUAAGAUUAAUAAGUCAUUACAAGAAGAGGUGGAGAGACUUAAGAAGGAAGUAUUGUUAGAGGGUCUGCAAGUUGAAGAGGAAGGUCUCACAGAUAUAUUGAGAAAGCGGACGAAGCAACCGUUGCCACUCUCUCAGGAGAAAUCAAAGAAGUACAAUGAAGCUUCUAUAAACACUAAAGUAAUCCCACCUGGCUUAGACAAAUCUCUUCUGAGAAAACAUGGCAGACUACCACCAGAUGAAGAUUUUGACGCACCUAACCUUUACAACCAAAAUAAGAAUAGUAAUUUAAAUGAAACUAAUGUAACAGAUAAUCUAACCGAGUCAGAGAGUUUAGAACAAGAUGGUGUAUUAGUAGUUAACAUAUCAAGUGAUAAUAUUUUAAAUCUAGAAGAAUUUUAUCCCCAUAUUCAAAUUUCAAACUUUUCUCAUAAAAUGGAUGAAGUUACCAACAAAAUUCAAAGUAACAGUCGAGAAAUAACUGGAGACUUUAGCAAUAACUUGAAAUUUAAAGAACUGCCUGAAAAUGUAACUGUAGCUCCUGCUCCCACAAAUGGAGUGUUACCUGUAAAUGAAAGAGAUGAAGAUAAUGAGACGUUACAGAAAGAGUUAGUAAAUAAUACUAGUCAAGAACUUUAUAACAAAAUAUAUGAAGCUAAUGAUUUAUUGAAGCCCACAGAGAGUUUGCAAAGUUUAUUGCGAAAUACCUCUAGUCAUAGAAGACGAAGAAGAAGGAGACAUGGGAACGGUAGACGGUUAAGAAACAUAUCCAAUGAAAAAACAGGAGACAACACACUUAAACAUUCUGAUGAAAUCGCGAGCGAAGUUGAAAAGUACAAAAAAGCUUCACGUCAUGAAAAGAGGAUAAAAAAUACAACAUACUACAGGAAAACUAGAAAAUAUUUACUACCAGAACACGAGUUUGAAGAGAAAUUCGAGGUCAAACCACCACCAAAAGAUAGAAAACCUCAGGAACCAAAACUAAAUAUGACUAACCCAUUUGAAGGUUGGUUUUUUCGGGACACUGAAGUGGACUUAGAUGCCAGUGAAAGCAGAUUUUACAAUCACACUGAGAGGCGUCAUCGCACCGCCAGAGCAGCGACUAACAGAAAAGAGCGUAUAUGGGAGAAUGGAGUCAUACCCUACGAAAUCGAUGGCAACUUCAGCGGUGCCCAUAAGUCCCUCUUCAAGCAAGCCAUGAGACAUUGGGAGAACUUCACCUGUGUCAAAUUUGUUGAGAGGGAAUCCGACCAUAAGGACUACAUUGUCUUCACUGAACGACCUUGUGGGUGCUGCUCCUUUGUCGGCAAACGCGGCGGAGGUGCCCAAGCUAUCUCCAUCGGCAAGAACUGCGACAAGUUCGGCAUCGUGGUCCACGAGCUGGGCCACGUGGUCGGCUUCUGGCACGAGCACACGCGGCCCGAUCGCGACCGACACGUGCAAAUUAUACGGGACAAUAUUAUGACUGGUCAAGAAUACAACUUCAACAAACUCACGGACGAAGAAGUCAACUCGCUCGGUCAAACCUACGACUACGACUCCAUAAUGCACUACGCAAGGAACACCUUCAGUAAAGGGACGUACUUAGACACCAUCCUGCCGCUAGAAGUGCACGGGAAGAAGAGACCGGAGAUCGGGCAGAGAGUGAGACUGAGUGCCAGCGAUAUCGCGCAGACUAACUUACUUUAUAAGUGUGCGAAGUGUGGCAAGACAUUUCUGGGCAAUGCGGGCUGGUUCAACUCGCCGGGCUGGGGCUCGGAGGCGCAGCCCGCCACGCAGGAGCGCUGCGAGUGGCGCAUUGUGGCCACGCACGGGGAACGUGUUGUCCUCAACAUUACGGAAAUCGAUAUCCACAAGUCCGAUGGUUGUCGCUCGGAGUGGGUCGAAGUGUGGGAUGGCUACAUGCCCAACGCCCCAGUGCUGGGCAGAAUCUGUGGGUCCGGCAAAGGUCCCAUAAUGCGUUCCACUGGCUCCAGACUGACUGUUGUGUACCAACCAGGACCGAAGACUAAGCCUCAUAGAGGAUUUAGAGCACAUUAUGAAGCUGUUUGCGGAGGAGAUAUAGAAGUGGACAGCAGUGGUCAUCUGGAAUCACCCAACUAUCCUGACGAUUACCAACCCAAUAAGCUCUGCAUCUGGAAACUUUCAGUACCACUAGAUUACCAAGUGGCUCUUCGUUUCCAUUCGUUUGAAGUUGAAAAUCACGACACGUGUAACUAUGACAAAGUAAAAGUAAGAGAUGGAGACUCUCUGGAUAGUCCCCUAAUCGGAAUGUUUUGUGGACAUAAAAUACCUCCAGAUAUUAGAUCUACAUCCAACAAACUUCUAGUCAUCUUCGAGUCAGAUAGUUCAGUACAAAAGGCGGGUUUCUCAGCCACUUUCAUGAAGGAAUUUGAUGAGUGUGCCUCCAUCGACCACGGUUGCAGUCACUCAUGCGUCAACACCCUUGGAGGAUAUGAAUGUGCUUGUGAUAUCGGGUAUGAGCUGCACUCUGAUGGAAAGAAAUGCGAAAAUAUUCAUGAAGCUGUUUUCCUUUCAGAUGCUUGUGGAGGUGUUUUAUAUGCUUCAAACGGUACAAUAACAUCGCCAUCGUUUCCUGAUCUCUAUCCUCCGUCCAAAAACUGUCUCUGGGAGAUAGUCGCACCACCGCAACAUAGAAUAACACUUAACUUCACUCACUUCGACUUGGAAGGAAGCAAUAAUAUGUAUCAUCAGGAAUGUGAAUAUGACAGUGUAACGGUUCAUUCAAGACUAGGCGCUGAUGUUUUGCGACGCCACGGAGCAUUCUGUGGAUCAUUAUUACCACCACCUGUCACCUCUGAUGGAUCUGUUUUACGUGUUCAGUUUACUUCAGACACAUCAGUCCACCACUCUGGGUUCGCAGCAGCAUAUUACAUAGACGUUGAUGAGUGCGCUGACAACAAUGGUGGAUGCCAACACGAGUGCCAUAACACCUUGGGAGGAUAUGAAUGCGCUUGCCACAGUGGCUUUACACUCCAUCCCAAUAAACACGAUUGUAAAGAAGGUGGUUGUAAACAUGAUAUUACGCACCCACACGGCACUAUAUUCAGUCCAAAUUACCCUGACACUUACCCGUCAAGAAAAGACUGUGUGUGGCAGUUUUCAACUACUCCCGGACAUCGUAUAAAGUUAAUCUUUAACGUCUUUGAAUUGGAGCCCCAUCAGGAAUGCACAUACGACCACGUCACUAUUUACGACGGAGCAUCUGCAGAUGAGAAGACAUUAGGAAGGUUUUGUGGAAGUAAGCUUCCUCACCCUGUAGUCGCUUCACAGAACCAGAUGUAUGUCGUAUUCAAGUCUGACGCGUCAGUACAAAGAAAAGGAUUUCUAGCUACUUAUUCUACAGCCUGUGGUGGCUACCUUGCAGCUUCAGAAACAGUGCAACACUUAUACUCUCACGCACGUUACGGCCAUGACUCGUACGAGUCUCGCGCUAACUGCGACUGGAGCAUCGUGGCGCCACUCGGCCAGUUCGUCAGACUUACCUUCCUUACCUUUGAGUUGGAGCCUGAGACGAACUGCGAUUAUGAUUAUGUGCAAGUCUUCGGCGGCUUGGAAGGCAGUGCUGGUGAUUAUGGCAGUUUUUGUGGGACUAAGGGUCCACCCGAGAUAGUAUCAACAACAGAAGCCUUGCUAGUCAAAUUUCGUACAGACGACUCGAUAGUAUUCAAAGGGUUCUCAGCGUCAUACCAAGCUGUGAAGCCUGAAGUAUGGAGUGGAGAAGACAGUUCCGAAGGUGGAGAAGACUUGGAUGAGGAAGAAGACGAACAGAUACCCCCUCUAGUGGUCAGUAGAAGGGGCCUGCGAGCACCCUUGCAGCGGUUCGUUCGUCGGCCCACGUGACAUUGGUCGUUACGUCAUAGGCACCGACGACUCCAUAGAAACGCUCACAAUCGGCUUAAAAUUGAUAAUAGUCCUGUCUAAUGAUUUAAAAUUUUCGUUUUUCAAAUUGCUCGUGUAGCGAAUUUUUUCCAAUUUUAGGCAGGCCCAUAACCGUCGCAAUUUACGAAUCUCACGCAUCUAUAUACCUACCCACUAUGGAAAAAACUAAUGGGAACUAUUCGCUAUAGGUACGGGCUCGGUCUUUUUGAAUAAGUAGGUAUGUGUUUAGUAAUUAAUUUGAAGCUUUAUACGAAGUGUGUUGAAAACAAUUGAAACUUUAAUGAUGUGCAGGUUUUAAAUACCUUCACGUUAAUUUGGAAUCGAAGACUAAAAUGUUUAUGGAAAUUCGCUAAAGGGAUCGACUAUCGGCAGUCUGCAUCCACCUUUAUUUAUGUUUUUUCAAUAGAACUUUUCUCGGCUCUGGAUUCCAGUUUUAUUUGAGCCUUUUGUUUACUAAGCAAAAUGUUGCCAUAUCAAUGUAAAUUAUCAAGACACACGGUCGUGUGUCGAAGCCAAGUUCGAAUAAAUAAUUACAGUAGAGGCAAGAGUAACGUUGGUAUUACUUCGUGUUUUUUUUUUACUUAAGCUAUUAAAAAAAAUUAAGCUACGCUUUUUACUUUCCACAAUGUCAUCAGCGUUAUGACGGCCAUCUUACGUCCACCAUUUCACCGUCAUAUUAUAGCCUCUAUGUGACACGCACAUUCACUGCAUCCGUAGUUCAAAUACUGCAAAAUAUUUUCUCAAAAUUUAUGUUAAUUAAAUACUCAAAUGUUUGAAUUUUUUGUACAUGACUGAAUGUAAAUGUAAAUAAAUUAUUUAUAGGGAUACUUAAGUGUUUAUUGCAAUACUUAAUAGCGGUUAAUAAUAUAAUACUCAUGAUAUUAAAUUCCUAAUGAAAUGUAAAAACUUGUUAAAAUAUUAGUUAUUUACAUGUUAUUUUGUUUUUUAUUUAGGUACAUACAAUUAUUAAAACCAAAGAUAAUAUACUUAAUAAAGCGCCAAGACAUUUUAUAGUGCCAUAAUAUUGCUAUAACUCUUAAUAGAUAGGACCGAAAGUACUCGCAUGAAAAUAUAAUUUACUUAAUCAACUCUUUAUUACAAAAAUAGUGUACUUACAAAUAAUUACAAUGUAAUGAUAAUUUAAUCAUAGACAUUUAAAUACUUAUUUUCAUUCAAUGCCUGUAAUGUGAUUCGCAUUUUUGUAGAUAGAUAGGUAUUUAAUUAUAAUAUAAAUGCACAAUUUAGCAAGAAACAAAUGUGACAAUACAUUCUAGAUUUUAAGAUUUAUAUCAAUAAUAAUAAUAAUAUGUAGGUAAGUAUAAUAAUUAUUAAUCUAAUAAAUAAGCGAUAAUUACUGUUAUUACCACAAAACUACUAACUAUUUAGAGUUACGUAGAGGUAUUUUUUGUUACCUACCGAUCAUAUCAAAUUAUUAUGAAUUGAUUGUGUGGAUGUGGAUCAUUGAAUGUGUAUUUUUUUUUUAAUGAUGUUGUGAAAGUAGUUAUACUUUAUGUAUUGUACAAAGGACUUAGACUCUUUGUUUCGUGCCAUACAUGUGUUUAGGAACAGUGUUCAUAGAGAAUAUAAAAUAUAAUCUAGGUAACAUUUAAUAAAAUAGAACGUUCAUGUUACUUUUAACGUUUGUUGCCGUUACCUUUAUGUAUGAUUGUGCCAAAAACUUGAUACUUAUUGAUGAUGUUUAGAAUAAAGUAAGUUAGUAUUUUAUAACCUAAACUUGGGAAUAUUUAUAAUAAUAUGUAGAAUGUCAUAAUAUUAUUUUUAAUAAAAGGAUUGUAAAAAGG